AUGCCGCCGCUGCCGGUCAACUUCGACCACACGACCAAAGCACUCAUUGAAUCUCUUGAGCGGAGGCAAAAGGACAUCCGCGAAUUCCAGAUACCACGUUUGCGCGCAUGCAAGGGCCCGUUGACGGUACAGCAGCAACAUGCGGCGGAAAUCCGGGAGGACGUUGACGUCUUUGCAAAGCAGCUCGAGGCAUACGACCAAAAUGGAGAGCGUAGUCGGAAGGAGUUGAGGCGGGUGGUAGACGAACUCGAGGAAGCUCUGGCUAGUAUGAGGAAGGAGUCAAGGGCUGCUUUGCUUGCUUCAAAGCGAGCUAUUGAUGCUAGUGGAACCUCAAAUCGUGAAGAGCUACUCCGGUCGUCCGCUGUGAAAGAGAAGCAGAACUUGAGUGAACAGGUGGCGUGA
This is a messenger RNA of Phanerochaete carnosa HHB-10118-sp, 402 nucleotides long. RefSeq lists its product as uncharacterized. Lineage: Eukaryota; Fungi; Basidiomycota; Agaricomycetes; Polyporales; Phanerochaetaceae. The coding region runs from base 1 to 402 and encodes 133 amino acids. The record is from RefSeq and is a predicted model, not a curated record. The transcript has 3 exons.